Molecule: messenger RNA, 1534 nt
Organism: Apis florea (little honeybee)
Lineage: Eukaryota; Metazoa; Arthropoda; Insecta; Hymenoptera; Apidae
Gene: Tsp66E
Product: Tetraspanin 66E
Cellular component (GO): plasma membrane
Source: RefSeq, a predicted model, not a curated record
UAAUAAUAUUGUUUAUGCGGAAGUGUUGAACAAUAUUUACUUUGUUCAGUUGCAGAUAUUUCAGUGAACGAGCCAAAAUGGGCUGUGCUUCACAGUGUGCCAAGUAUUUUCUAUGUUUCUUCAAUUUCGUUUUCUUCGUAGCAGGAGGUGCUGCAUUAGCAGUUGGAGUUUGGCUCUUCGCCGAUAGGAAUUCUUUUGCCGAUCUCAUCGGCAAACUCGACCAAUCAGAUAUUCUGAAUAAAACGGAUGCAGAUGUCAUCAGGAUAAUAUCAUAUAUCUUGAUUUUGGCAGGAGCAUUGACAUUUUUGGUCAGUUUUCUUGGAUAUUGUGGAGCAAUGUUUGAAUCUCGGUGUCUUCUUUGUAUUUAUGGUGUUCUUAUUCUUGUGGUUUUGAUCCUGGAAUGUAUAGUAGUAGGUUUGGCUUUUGGCCUUAAAGGAGAUGCAGAACAAAGUACACGAAAUUUUCUCAAAUCUACAAUCAAAUAUUAUGCCAAUAACAUUGAUAAAACAGAAACAAUUACAGUAACAUGGGAUGGUAUAAUGACACAGUUACAUUGUUGUGGAGUGGAAAAUUAUUUGGAUUUUCGAGAGAACACAAAUUGGACAUCAGAUAAAAUUGUACCUGAAGCAUGUUGUAUAAAAGAGAACACUGUUUUAAAGGAUCCAUCUUGUCCUAUUAGUCCUACUUCUAAUAAUUCUUAUUAUAAGGAGGGUUGUUAUAAUGCAAUAAUGAGGACAAUUGAAGAAAAUGCAGCUAUAGUAAUCGGCGUUGCGGCUGGAUUGGCAUUUGCCGAAAUCCUGGUUAUUAUUUUAGCUUUGCAUUUGGCAUGCUGCUAUUGGCGACCGCAACAUGUUUUAACUUCUUGGUGCUGCUGUUGACUUCAUACACUAACAGUGAGCUCUUCAUAUCUUCUUGGCUCCUUUCUUCACAGAAGCAAAUCAUUGGUUUAAACUUACUUGAAACUAACCCAGGAUACAUUCAUCAUUUAUUUAAUUAUGUUUUAUUACUAUUAAAAAAUUCAUAACAUUGAAUAUGUUAAAUAAUUAAAUAAUAAUAAUUAAAUAAUUCUUAUAUUUUAUAAUGGUUUAAAUUUAUGAAUUAUUCUGAUUGGAUUAAUACUUAAAGUAUAAAAUUUUUAGACAUAAUUAUUUCAUUUUUUCAAAAAAAACUAUUCAAUAAUUAUUAAUUUAAUGAAAAAAUUAAUCUGUCUUAUAAAAAACUGUUUAAUUUUAAAAACAAACUAGUACAAAACCAAAUAAAAAAUUUAAGAAUAACAUUUUAUAUAAAAAAUUACACAUGCUUGCGUUGAACUACUUUGUAUAUACAUAUAUUUUAAACUAAUUAAUACAAAAUACUACAUUAUUUUAUUAAGUUACAUUUACUAUAUUAUAUAUACAUUAAUAUGUAUAGUUGACAUAAUCUUCCUCUUAAUAAGAUAAUUAAAAUGUAUAAUAAAAAUUUGUAAUGUUUUAUAAUGUACAUUUUACAUUGUUUUAUAAUGUACAAGAAUCGUGAUAAAGAUUUUGUAUUCUUU